CGAGACCUCACCGCAGUCCUCCGCCUGACUCCAGCUGGUCGCGCUGCUUCCUGCCGCGGACGGUUCUGUUGCAGUUGGAUUGAGAGCCGCCAGUCGACAUGGGGAACAUCUUCGGGAACCUGCUGAAGAGCCUGAUAGGCAAGAAGGAGAUGAGGAUCCUCAUGGUGGGGCUGGACGCCGCCGGGAAAACCACCAUCCUCUACAAGCUGAAGCUCGGGGAGAUCGUCACCACCAUCCCCACCAUCGGUUUCAAUGUAGAGACAGUGGAGUACAAGAACAUUAGCUUCACCGUGUGGGACGUCGGUGGCCAGGACAAGAUCCGUCCCCUGUGGAGGCACUACUUUCAGAACACCCAGGGGUUGAUCUUUGUGGUGGACAGCAACGACCGUGAGCGGGUGAAUGAAGCUCGGGAGGAGCUAAUGCGGAUGCUGGCGGAGGAUGAGCUGCGGGAUGCCGUUCUUCUCAUCUUUGCUAACAAACAGGACCUGCCCAACGCCAUGAACGCUGCAGAGAUCACAGACAAGCUGGGCCUGCACUCCCUACGCCACCGCAACUGGUACAUCCAGGCCACCUGCGCCACCAGUGGGGACGGCCUCUACGAGGGCUUGGACUGGCUGGCCAAUCAGCUGAAGAACAAAAAGUGAAGGGUUCAAGUCAGUAAGAGUGGGGAAAGGGCCUGGGUGCCAGCUCCAGGUAGUGGUUCUAGUGGAUCCAUUGUGUUUACAUGGAGAGGCAAUGCAGACAAGUUCCCGGGGGGUGACUCUCAAUGGCCCCCCCAAAAAAUAAUCAGAUUUUUAUUUUUUUGCUUUGAUUAAUUUAAUUUGUUUGGAUCUGCUGUGAGCGUUUUUUUAUUAUAUAGAAACCUAUGGUGUUGAAGUUGACCUAAAGGACUUACACUCUAUAAGCUGAAUACAUAAAUAUCAGGAUGUAAUAGUAUAAUAUUACUGUGAAGGCGUAUAUGUAUUUCCCAUACUUUGCAGUCUAUGGCCUUUGAGGUUCUAAUAAUUUCAAUUUGUUCAGAAAAAUGUGAUGAAUCUAGAUUCAUGAUGGAAGAGCAACCCUCCCUCAGAUACUUCAUAUAAUCUAGGAUUGUCAUAAUUUCCUAAAAUUCUCUUGGGAUCAAUAAAGUAUCUAUAUCUA
This is a messenger RNA of Pleuronectes platessa (European plaice), 1140 nucleotides long. It is a transcript of the gene arf3a, whose product is annotated as ADP-ribosylation factor 3a. Gene Ontology annotation, cellular component: cytoplasm; plasma membrane. Bases 99 to 644 code for a protein of 181 amino acids. Gene Ontology annotation, biological process: vesicle-mediated transport; intracellular protein transport. The record is from RefSeq and is a predicted model, not a curated record. Gene Ontology annotation, molecular function: GTPase activity; GTP binding. Lineage: Eukaryota; Metazoa; Chordata; Actinopteri; Pleuronectiformes; Pleuronectidae. The transcript is spliced from 5 exons.